AUGUCUGAGACCACGAAACCCGCUGCUCCUGGCCAGGCUAUGGAGGAGAAGGAGAAGGCGGCCCCAGCGCCAACUCCAUCCCUCGACCCUGCUCCCGUCGCAAACAGCAAGGGCGAGGAGCCCUCCACAGAAGCCUUCAGGAUCAUCGUCUUUGAGCAGGAGAACUUCCAGGGCAGGCAGAUGGAGUUCACCACCGAGUGCCUGAACCUGGGGGACCGUGGCUUUGACCGGGUGCGCAGUGUCAUCGUCACCUCUGGACCCUGGGUGGCCUACGAGCAGGCCAACAUGCGUGGGGAGAUGUUCAUCCUGGAGAAGGGCGAGUACCCUCGCUGGGACACCUGGUCUAGCAGCUACCGGAGCGACUGCUUCAUGUCCAUGCGUCCCAUCAAAAUGGAGGCUGAGGACCACAGCCGCUGUGCUUACGGCUUCUGCGCCCGCGUGGGCAGCGUGCAGGUGCCCAGUGGAACGUAA
Molecule: messenger RNA, 471 nt
Organism: Charadrius vociferus (killdeer)
Lineage: Eukaryota; Metazoa; Chordata; Aves; Charadriiformes; Charadriidae
Product: beta-crystallin B1-like
Exons: 4
Coding region: 1-471 (156 amino acids)
Biological process (GO): visual perception; lens development in camera-type eye
Molecular function (GO): structural constituent of eye lens
Source: RefSeq, a predicted model, not a curated record